AUGGUAGCCAUCCCCUCCAACGGCUAGCUCAUGGCCACUCACAACUACUACCAGUGCCACCUGGGUCCCGCUUCCAGCAACGGCUCCUGUGGAAGUGCCGAAUACCUUUGGGAAGUCCUCCCCCACCACACGACUUCUUUUUGGGGAAGUCCAUGCUCCCAUUCAUGGCCACAGUGUUGGAGUCCCCGGAGCACUUGGAAUCCCCCCAGGCCUCCAGCAACAUUAUCACUUGUAGCCUGGCUCAUGAAGCCACAAGGAUGCUGCUCAGGGACCAGCCCAGCAGAGCCAGAGCCAGGCUCCCAUCCUGACGAGCCCCAGGCUUCCAGAGCGCUAGGCCAUCAGAGCCCCUCCUGCCCAUCCCAGUCCCAUGCCAUAGACUAA
Molecule: messenger RNA, 381 nt
Organism: Cynocephalus volans (Philippine flying lemur)
Lineage: Eukaryota; Metazoa; Chordata; Mammalia; Dermoptera; Cynocephalidae
Product: pancreatic progenitor cell differentiation and proliferation factor-like
Exons: 2
Biological process (GO): cell differentiation; multicellular organism development
Source: RefSeq, a predicted model, not a curated record